UGUUUUCAACCUCCCAAAACCCUAAACCCCGAUUAGCAUUAUAAAAUCACAGCGCCACUCAGCACUAGGGUUUUAUAUAUAGCUCAACUUCACUUCUACUCUUCUCCAUCAGUUUCCAGCAGCAGCAGCAGCAGCAGCAACAAUGGUUGCACCAACUAGAGGUCGUGGAGGUGGCGGAUUCAGGGGUGGUAGAGGAGAUGGAGGAGGAAGAGGAGGACGUGGUGGUAGAGGUGGUUUCAGCGGUGGAAGAGGAGGUUUUGGUAGUGGAGGAAGUGGGAUGAAGCGAGGUGGUGGGAGAGGAGGAGGCAGAGGCGGUAGAGGUGGAGGAAGGGGACGUGGUGGAGGAGGAAUGAAGGGUGGUAGUAAGGUUAUAGUGGAGCCUCAUAGACAUGGAGGUGUGUUUAUUGCUAAGGGUAAGGAAGAUGCACUUUGUACCAAGAAUUUGGUACCUGGUGAAGCUGUCUACAAUGAGAAGAGAAUCUCUGUUCAGAAUGAGGAUGGAACAAAGGUUGAGUAUAGAGUGUGGAAUCCUUUCCGUUCCAAGUUAGCAGCUGCAAUUCUUGGAGGAGUUGAUGAUAUUUGGAUUAAACCAGGUGCUCGUGUCCUUUACCUGGGUGCUGCUUCAGGAACAACAGUAUCUCAUGUCUCAGACCUUGUUGGUCCUGAUGGUGUGGUAUAUGCUGUUGAAUUUUCUCAUAGAAGUGGAAGGGACUUGGUGAACAUGGCUAAGAAACGUACUAAUGUUAUUCCCAUUAUUGAGGAUGCCAGACAUCCUGCAAAAUACAGAAUGCUGGUUGGAAUGGUGGAUGUGAUAUUUUCUGAUGUUGCUCAGCCUGAUCAGGCAAGAAUUUUAGCUCUGAAUGCAUCAUACUUCUUGAAAGCUGGAGGUCACUUUGUUAUAUCAAUCAAGGCAAACUGCAUAGAUUCAACCGUGCCAGCGGAGGCCGUAUUUGCUCAGGAAGUGAAGAAGCUUCAAGCGGAGCAGUUUAAACCUAUUGAGCAGGUCACUCUUGAGCCUUUUGAAAGGGACCAUGCCUGUGUUGUUGGUGCCUAUCGUGUGCCAAAGAAGCAAAAGGCUGCUGCCUAGAAAAUUUAUGCUCAUGUUUUUUGGUAGUCCAUGUUUUGUAGGAGGUUUGUUCACACUCAUAAGCUAGUGUCAACACUAAUAUAUUUGAUGGAAGUGUACUGAGAUUUUGGUUCUCUAUUUUAUUAGUCAUAUGUUUUGUUUC
Messenger RNA from Capsicum annuum, 1229 nucleotides. Its product is annotated as rRNA 2'-O-methyltransferase fibrillarin 2. NCBI's taxonomy places the organism in Eukaryota, Viridiplantae, Streptophyta, Magnoliopsida, Solanales, Solanaceae. Gene Ontology annotation, cellular component: box C/D methylation guide snoRNP complex; nucleolus; small-subunit processome. Gene Ontology annotation, molecular function: rRNA methyltransferase activity; histone H2AQ104 methyltransferase activity; RNA binding. Gene Ontology annotation, biological process: rRNA methylation; box C/D sno(s)RNA 3'-end processing. The record is from RefSeq and is a predicted model, not a curated record. The transcript is spliced from 7 exons. The coding region runs from base 143 to 1087 and encodes 314 amino acids.